AUGGAAAGCAUGGAUGCGCAAAUGGACUUGCAGAAACAUUACAAAGUUGACGCCGAUGGCAAACCCAUCGCCCUGCUUGUUUCAUCGCGGCCAUUCUCGAUAGAAGAUAUAAAGACCUGUGGAAUCUGCCGCGGCCACUUACGAGACAUUGCCAGAUAUGGUCGACUAGUUCGGCGAGCUCUUCUGGAUGAAUCCACGAAGAAGCUCAUUCUCCGUCUGAACCAAGAAUUCGUCCCCCUUGCACAACAACUCACUCGAGAAAGCCGGAAGCUUCGAGAAGUCGAUCUUCUAGAGAUGGCCAGGUGGCCAAAUAUCGAGAUCAAGGGCCAAAGCCAGGAACAACUGGAGGUGAUGCAGCCUGUCAUGAACAGCGCGAAGCCUCGGAGAUGGAACAAGAUGAUUGAGCUGCGAGAGCGGAUCAUGGAAUACGUUCGGGUUGUGAACCCUGAAGAACAGCCCUUUCAACGAGUUCGUGACAUGGUGAUCAAUGCGCAGCAACGCAAAACGACCACAGCGGACUUCAAGUUCGGAGACGAAAUCCUGCAAACUAAGGGAUUGCUUCAAGGAGCGGCUCUAAGUAUCCGACUUGAUCUGGCUCUGCUGUCAGAUUUUCUGGCGCUAGAAAAGUUAGCCAUUUACAAAGAAGCACCGCUCAAAAUUGACCUGAGAAUUCUGCGGAAUGAUUGCCGUCGUCUUACCCAUGAGGCUACCGCCAGCGAGCGGCGGGUACACCAGGUGGAAGGGUUUAUUUUUGAAGCCGAGCUUUAUGCCAUGGAACGCGCGUACGUGUCCGAGGAGCUAGGCACAAGCCAUCUACAGAAUGGCCUUCUUUGCAUUUCUAAGGCGCGAAAACUUUGCGAGGAAUACUCCGGUCAAACAAGUGGACUGGCCAGCGAGAUUGAUAACGCCAAAAAGAUGCUUCAAGGGGGUACAUUCUAUGCUGGGAUCAGCAGCACGGAGCGCAUGGCAAUCAUUUCAGUCAUGGCUCAGGACUUUACGGGGACAGGACACUGGUACUAUUGUCGCAAUGGCCAUCCGUUCACCAUUGGAGAAUGUGGAGGAGCUGUGGAGUUGGCCUCGUGCCCGGAAUGCGGCGCUCAAAUCGGAGGGCAAGAGCAUUUGCCAGCGCCAGGAGUCGUUCGGGCGGAGGACUUUGACGUGGAUUUGGUCCGGCUGACUCGUUAG
This is a messenger RNA of Penicillium longicatenatum, 1185 nucleotides long. RefSeq lists its product as uncharacterized. The transcript has a single exon. The record is from RefSeq and is a predicted model, not a curated record. Lineage: Eukaryota; Fungi; Ascomycota; Eurotiomycetes; Eurotiales; Aspergillaceae. Bases 1 to 1185 code for a protein of 394 amino acids.